Messenger RNA from Rubroshorea leprosula, 579 nucleotides. Lineage: Eukaryota; Viridiplantae; Streptophyta; Magnoliopsida; Malvales; Dipterocarpaceae. The record is from the annotation of a GenBank genome assembly.
AAGAGAAAAAAAAAAAAAGGGGAACCCAAUCUGGAUCUGCCUUGCUCUGUCCGCCGGCUGCUCUUGUUGUGGGGGCAAAUUGCUUGGGUUUUGGAUUUCCCGUGAGCUUUCUUCUUCCAUGCCGCCGGCCUUUCCCCAAUCUGCAGCUCCGGUUUUAGCUGGAGAAUUAUGGUUUCCGAUCGUUCUGUCAGUUAGCAUUGAGAUUGAAUCUUCAGUUUAUGCGAGUGAGCGCACGAACAUUCAUAGAAGCUGUGCAGUUGGGGCAUGUCUUGGAGUUGUGGCCGUUGUGGCUGCAAUGCGAGCAGCGCCGGCUCAUUUUUGGUCCGGGCUCGAUAGAUUGAGGAAGGGGCAGAGGGAUGAGAGAGAGAAGGGAGGAAGAAGAAGAAUAACGAACAUUCAUAGAAGCUAUGCAGUUGGGGCAUGUCUUGGAGUUGUGGCCGUUGUGGCUGCAAUGCGAGCAGCGCCGGCUCAUUUUUGGGUCCGAGCUCGACAGAUCAAGGAAGGGGCAGAGGGAUGAGAGAGAAGGGAAGAAGAAGAAGAAGAAUAAUAAUAAUAUAAUAAUAAAUUAUGUGGGUCUUU